Molecule: messenger RNA, 2196 nt
Organism: Seminavis robusta
Lineage: Eukaryota; Bacillariophyta; Bacillariophyceae; Naviculales; Naviculaceae
Source: the annotation of a GenBank genome assembly
AUGAAAGGUGAAUGUAUAGCAGACCAAGAGAAGAAGAAGGAAGAGGAAGAGGCAAAGACAGAGGUGGAAGAAGAACUGGAUCUUUUGGAGAUUGUCCGCAUUCGAAGCAGUACAUGUACACGUUCCUCGACCAAUGAUGCUACUACAUGUAUUACGAACUUGGUGGAACUGAAUUCUAGUAUGGAAGAAAAGAUAGAGGUGUCCAAUGAUGAAGACAGUAAAGAGAAUAAGACUAAGACAUCAGAUUCUGUACCGUUAGAAGCACCCGAUCUGGAAGCGCAAGACACGGCAGAACACGUGGAUGCCCAAGUCACGCGGUCGGUACAACGAGAGAGCAUUGUCAGUCUCCCUGGCGCUUAUGUCGAAGCACCUGGUGCGGAGCCACAGAGACUCAAUGACACCUCCUUAGCAGCAGCAGCAGCAUCUCCUCUCUUGAUUCGACAAUCCACAGACGGAUUUUCUUCCUCCGAACUCAGUCGCAAUGACAACGAUUCACAUGAUGGUAGCAGUACACUCGAGAAUAUUCCUAUUCCUCCACCCAGAUUACGACGAGAGGAAAACAUCCAGAGUCGACAAGAAAUUGGUGCCGUACACGUGGGCAACCAUCAUAAUGCCACGGAGGAGGAAUCGCCAGCACCACCACCCGUCGAGGAGCCCAGCAGUUCUAUCUCCUUGCCCAAAGCCAACUUGGUCGAACCUUCCGACUUAUUGCCACUGGCCAAAAGCUAUCAUGAGACGACUACUUACACUUCGUCGGAAGCCAGGGAGAGAAAACGGCAGAAACUCAUCAAGACAACGGCUGGUGUGGGGAUUCUGGUAUUGGUGAUGCUUGGAAUUCUUCUUCUCGCUCUACUAAAUCACGCCGAAGAAACCACAGAUCCACCCAUGAUACUAACGAGCCAUCCCUCCCAAGCACCCACAUCCCUACAAGAUUCCAUUUUGCAGCUAGUAGUACCCGCACAGUCCCAGCAGCAAGUUAUGACGGAGAAUCCAGCAUCUCCGCAAUCGCAAGCAUUGGCGUGGCUCAUGGAGGAGGACGUGGACCAUCUAUUAAUAUUAUCCGAGGAAAGAAUUCGUCAAAAAUUCGCUCUGGCAACCAUCUACUUUGCCACGGGUGGAACUACCGCUUGGGUCAAUACGACGCACUGGCUGAACCAUAGCAUUCAUGAAUGUGACUGGUUUCACAACCCCGAAUUUGCCAGAAAAUCAACACUGGCACAAAUUUAUACGGGAUUCAUGAAAGGCUUGCUGGAACCACUGCCCACAUCACCAUGUGACAGCCAUGGCAUCUACCAACAUUUGUGGCUCGACAUCAAUAAUUUGGUGGGAUCAUUGCCCGAUGAACUGUACCAGUUGACAAACUUGCAGACAUUAUCGCUGGGAUGGAAUCCAGAGGGAACCGUCCCGGAAGAGUUGUGGAAUCUUUCCCAGUUGGAUACUCUCAUGAUACAUCGCAAUCAAAAAAUUGGGGGAACGAUUGGUAGUGGGAUUGGAUCCUUGGCCAAGUUGAGAUGGUUUGUCAUGGAUGAAUGCAGUCUAACGGGAGCACUUCCGGCCGAGCUGGGUCAAGCAGUGUCCUUGGAACAUUUCUUUGUUGGAAGGAAUCAAUUGUCCUGGAGCAUUCCUAGUGAACUGUUUCUCCUUUCCAAGCUUGUGGUGGCAUCUUUGUAUGGCAACUCUUUCCAAGGGACCCUCCCUACUGAAAUUGGCCUCCUCACAUCCACCACUUAUCUAAAACUCAGUGAGAACCAACUGAGUGGACCUUUGCCGAGUGAACUUGGACUUCUUUCCACCAAGAUGGUGUCUCUGGAUAUGAAACACAACCAUCUACUCUCUGGAACGAUUCCAACAGAGCUAGGGCUCUUGACCAACCUGGUAGAGCUGGAUCUUUUGAACAAUCAACUCUCUGGUCAGAUUCCAGAGGAACUGUCUGAGCUAACAUCAUUGGGACUAUUGACAUUGGCCAACAACUCGCUUUCUGGAAGCUUUCCACAACUGCUUUCGGCUUUGCAGCAUUCCCUCUACACUUUGAAUCUACAAGGCAAUCCACUCCUGUCCGGCACAAUUCCCAUGGAUCUGUGCAGUAUCAAUGGCACUUGGAUCAGCAGCUCUUGGGAAUCCAGUGGUGGACCAGAAGGCUUGUCAUUCGACUGUACUGGCCUGCUGUGUGGGUGUAUUUGCGACUGCAAUAGUUGA